CGGAAGCCUAUGGUGGCUUGUCUUGCAAGGCAGGCAACGUCCGUGGAAGGGAGGGCUUUGACGGAUGAUAUUUGGAAAAGGAAGGGAGUUCCCGUAGCUCAUUUGGUCAUUGCUGCUGCGGAGGCAUCGCAUAAGUGUUGACAUGGAGGCGGCCUGGUGCUGUUUCAGUGAUCAUGUUGGCUUCCGUGGCACGAUCAAGAAUUCUGCCAGCGAUUUUGUGGUGACAGAGAUCGACACGUGUGGAAGACUGGUCAGCGACAUUGGAGUCGAUUGUGUCCAGGAUACUUGUACCAUUAACCACCAACAACUCAAGUCCCAGCCAACACCCAGCAAAAGGCUAAAGAAAUGGGAAAAACCAUCAGAAAACGAUUCUGAACAGACAAGCAUUGAUAAAUCAGAGGAUUCCACAGCCGCAGGCAGCAUUGUCAGCCAGACCACUGAUUGUGGGUUGUCAGAGUCUGCACUUAAUUCUUCUCCAAUUGAAAUGAAGGGAAGUACCUUGGAGCUGCUUUUGGGCAGUUCGCUAGCCACAUUGCUGGAACAGUUUGCAAUUUCAGCUAAAGAAAGUCAGCCCACGAAGGGGGAAGAUGAGGCCACACUUUCACUUGGGACCUUCCAAGAGAAAAGCCAGCGAGCAGCUGUCCACUUGGCUGUACGGCAGAGAUUUCCCUUUCUAAAGACCAUUACCAGCAGCACUGAGAUUCAAGUCAGGCUUGACCCUCACUACUCUGAGCUCUGUCAGUUGGUGUCUGAGGAGGAAGCAGAUGGGUUGUUCCGUUUCUUGGAUUCGAAGGACAGAAGUUCCAAGUUUUCUUUUCAGCCGGAUGGAGACAAGGAACAUCGGAAGGCUGUCCACCAUUUUGUCAGCAGGUAUUUUGGGAAACUGCUGGAAACUAAAAGCUUUUCGGAGCAAGCUAGCAGGAGCCAGGGUGAUGCGGUGAUUACUGUGAGGUUUCGAGACAAAAUUAGCAGUGGCAGGAAACGAACUGAUGAAUGCCAGGCACCUUACACAGCAUUCACCCUGUGCAAGGUGAACAUGGAAACUCUGGAUGCGGUCGCUUGCCUGGCCUCGGAACUUGGUGUGGUACCGUCGGACUUCAGCUACGCAGGCAUCAAAGACAAGAAGGCUGUCACUUCCCAGACCAUGGUAGUGAAGAAUGUGACAAUCAACAAGUUAAAAGCAAUUCAGUCGUCAAUCCAAAACAAGGAUUUGAAAAUAUAUAACCUCCGUGCUGCAAGCCAGCACUUGCGAGUUGGACAGCUAAAAGGAAACCAUUUUAGUAUCAUCAUAAGAAAUGUCAGCAAGCACCUGGAAGAUGAUCCUGAAGCAAGUCUUACUGAAAGGGUAUUUGAUGCCAUUGAGAAUGUCAAGGAGAAAGGAUUUGUGAACUACUAUGGGCCUCAGCGAUUUGGCCUGGGACAGAACGUUCAAGCAGAUCAAAUUGGUUUGGCUCUCCUUAAGCAGAAUUUGGUGAAAGCUCUGCACUUAUUUUUUACACCAGAAGAAGGAAAUGACCCUGUGAAUAAGGCCAAAAGGCAUUUUAUUCAUACUGAGGAUGCCAAAACAACUCUUGCCCUGAUGCCAGAGUAUAAAACAAGAGAGCGACUGGUGCUACGUGCAUUAAAUCGCUAUGGCAACGGUCAGGAAGGCUGUACCCGGGCUUGGCUAAGUUUACCACACUACAUGCGCAUUCUGUACAUCCAUUCGUACUGCAGUAAGAUCUGGAAUGAAGCUGUAUCUUUCCGUUUGAAGACUUAUGAUAUGAAUGUUGUGGAGGGAGACCUGGUCAUCUGUGAUAAACUGGAUCUAGAUGUCUCAUCUCGAAAUAGCCAGCAGGUGCACGUGGUGACAGCCAAAGACGUGGAAUCCAACACUUACUCCAUUGACCGGGUUGUUCUCCCCAUGCCCGGGAACAGCAUCCAGUAUCCCUGCAACAAGCUAACUUUAUGGUACCAGGAUGCUUUGGUGCGAGACGGGCUGGAGGCUUGCAGGUUUAGAAUCCCUGCGCUCCAACUGAACGUUCCAGGGUGUUAUCGGCCGCUCCUAGCAUGGCCUCAGCAACUUGUGUAUCGGUGGUUGGAAGGUGAAGAAGUGCUUUGUGCAAAGGAAAACUCUGGCUUUGCUACUGGUGAAUCCAAGCUGCCGCCAGAAACAGGAGAUGCUCUUUCUUUGUCAUUCAGCCUGAAUUCGUCAAGCUAUGCAACAGUGUGUCUCCGGGAAAUAAUGAAAUGCAACAUAUAGUUCAAUGUAUGCUCUUUGGCAUCAUCACUGUUGGUAUUGUCAGAGAGGCAGUUGGCACUUUUGGUAUAUAGAGUGUUUGCUUUUGGAGACGGGGACUAUGUGUUCAUGCUUGAAGGCUGCUUUGGAAAAAGUCUGACAGGUCAGAGUUUAAGCUGCGAAAAUUGAUUUGUCUCUGCAAAAUGAGAGUUACAUUGCUUCAGAUGGAAUUGUGGCUGCAGAUCCUCACGGCCUGAAAGGCAGGAGAAAUCAAACGGAGGCGUGUUUGAGCAGGGUUGGAACUCGGGAUAAAUUGUCCAUCAGGCAUCACUGUCAUGGGAUGUUAAGCAGGUCUGCCCUCUCACCUAGAAAUACUUCAGUCCAAGGGAAACCAGGCAGCAUGAAAGGACGGGGGAUAAAAGCACAAUCACGGGGGAAUAACCACAGAGGGAACCAAGUCACGCUGAGGGAAAUGAAAUAUAUAUCUUUAAGCAUGGAAUAUGUGCCCUUUAAUUAUUCCGUGAGCACUUGAAUCAGAACUUGUUUCCAGUCCUGCACUAUAGCCUCUAUUGGCUUUGGCCAAACAACUGGUAGCUCAGAAUAAUCAGUGAAUCAGAAUUACCUUUUAAUAUUAAAAUAGGAAUGGGCAAUAUGGUCAGCUUGAUGACACUUAAAUGUGAUUUUGUGUUUGAGAUGUGCACCCUGUGGUUUACUAUUGAGGGUGCAUUGCACAUCCAACAUCAUGAUACGACCUGUUACCCUUUGCCCCUGUUAUGUAUUAAUGUGCCCUUUUCACCUCAAAUUGGUUCAAAUAUCCAACAUCCUAAAUUAAGAAGAUUAAGAGCUGAGCUAAUGGAGGUGUUAAAAUGAUGAAUGUAAAAGAGCAAAGAUAUUUCCCAUGAGUCCACAACAAAGUGCAAAUCUUAACAGUGGAACUGUACCAUCCAGUGGUGAUGUCAGGAAACACUUCCUUACACAAAAUUUGAAACUCUCCAUCCUCCAACCGUAUCUCCUAACUCCCCCAUCCUCAAAAGGUUAAGUCAGUUGAAAAUACAAAAAGUGCCGUUAUUACCUAAGGAGUUGAGUAAUCUACUGUUGUUGCAAUGUUCCCAAGGUUCAGUUUGAACUGAGACAAAAUUUGCGUGUUGUUUUUCUUUCAAAAUACUAAUUUUUUUCCACUGCAAUACUUUCAAAGAUAUUGGAUUCAUUGGAACAAAAUUAUCCAUUCUAUGGCAUGGUUGAAUGACAAAUAAAAUGCUUCCUUGAGAAGGGAGAGAGUGUGGCACUAGUACCUGGCUCUAGUAACGCAGUUAGACAACAACAAUGGCAUCAUCGUGAAGUAUUUUCAGCCACCAGUGAAGCCAUUGUGGUGCACGUGUGGUCCAGGAACUGGGGCCUGGACACAGAUUCUGCUUCAGCUCCGCACAGUCCAGCCCUUCCUCUCCACAGGAGUAUUGGCCUGAGGCCGAAACAAACCUGUGGUGUAAAUGCAGCCACAAUUACAGCAUCUGCUGGCAAUUCUCUGUGAACAGAAGGUACUUGGACCAAGGAGUUGUCGCCAAUUAAAAAAAUUAGAGGUAAGUUGCUGCUUCACAUGGAAAGAGUGGGUGGUGGGGAGGGAAGAGUUAAAAGUACAUUUGUACAGUGGCUACUUUGAGAAGGGAAACAAGUAUUAGUGGAGAAGGAAGAAUAAAGUGGGGUGUCUUGGAGGACAAAAUCGCUUGGGAACACUGGGAGGGGCAAAUACCUGCCUGGUGGUAGCAUCCCAUGAGGAGAUGGAAGCUGUGGAGGAUGAGGGCAGGGCGUGAAGGCUUUUUGGAUGUAAAAGCUGGUGGAAUGGAAAGUGAGGACGAGGAAAUCUUCUCCUUGUUCUGAGAGGGGUGAGAACAAAAGUGUGGAAACUGGAGCAGACAUGGUUGAGGGCUCUGUUAUCCGUGGAGAAGGGGAGUGCACAGUUGAGGAGAAAGGAAAACAUGGAAAGCAGUGAUGUGAUGGAGAACUGGGAAAUGGAAUGAACUCCUUAGAAGAAGCCAGCGUAGGAGGAAAUGUCAUCAAGCUAGCUGUGGGAGUCAGUGACCUCAAACUCUCAGAUGUCUGUCACUCUGUCUCCAUCUGACCUCUGCCUUCUACACUAUUGGAAAGGUGUUCUACGUGAGCUUGAGGAACAGCACCUCUUCUUGCUGCCUUCUGGAUUUAACCUUGGGUUCAACAAUUUCAGAUAAUCAGCAUUCCUAUUUUUAUUUAAGAUUUCCCGAACUUACUCCAUCUUGCUCUGGUAAUUUUGAAUAAUUGAUCUGAAUUUACAACUCCAAACUCUUGCCUGAUUUCAACAGCAACAACCAAUCCGUUGGAAGAACUCAGCAGGUCGAGCAGCAUCUGUGGGAGGAAAGGAAUUGUCUAAAUAGUACACUGCCAUCCUAUUUCACUUUGCACUAUUAGCCCUUUUGUCAUUUAAGCUCUCUUGCUUGUCAUCCUUAGGUUUCCCCCCUUCUCCACUUACUCUGAAUUUAUUACUUUGUUUCAUUGUUUUUACUAAUUCUGGUGAAGCAUUAACUCAUCUUCCCUCUCCACAGGUGCUGCUUGACCUGCUGAGUAUCUCCAGCAUUUACUGCUUUUAUUUCACGUUUCCAGGAUCUAGAGUAUUUGCUUUUGUUUUUAGUGCACCUUCUCUUGCUUUCAUUGCUACAGCUUCAGAAAGAAAUACCAGCGUUUUUAUGAUAUUGACAGUCAGUGCUGAUUGUUGCUGAUCCUGUUCCGCACCUCAGGGUCACGACCCACACCAACGCACUGCUGAACUAAAUUUAUUGAGGCUGCAAGGCUCCCAAGGUCUGCCCUAUGUUACUACCACAAUUCAUUCCAUGAGAUGUGGUGGACAUGAGCAUCGACUAGGCUGCAAUCAGCAGAAAGUAAGACCCUGUCUCUGCAGCACCUUGAUGUCCUUUGGACAGCUUGUGGUGAAAGAUCCUUUCAUUGUCUCCUGAUGAGCAGAGACAUUUAGAAAUAGUUGGGGGAAAAACUAGAUCAUUGAAAGAGAAAAUGUUGCUUUCAAAACACACAGAACUGCCAGUGAUUAAUUAUGAACAUAAAUAUACAUUGAAAUAAAACAUAAAAAGAGAAAAGGAAGAUUUGUACUUAUGAAUAAACAAAUUAGGAACAGGAUUAGGACACCUCCGGCAUUCCCGCCACUUAAUAAUAUCACAGCCGAUUAGAUUCUUUCUUUCUUUUUCAAUCUUUUUAUUAAUUUUCAAAUUAAUACAGACUAAUACAAAUAACAUCGGUAAUUAUACACGUAAUACAAAGAUCAGGAGGACAAUCAUGACAUAUAUAGUCAUAAAGAAUAAAAAAUAUAUUGUAGGCCCCAUGGUUUCUUAGUAAACGAAUAUAUUACAAAAAGAAAGUCAAAGGAGAAAAAAAAGAUUUAUUAUAUAAAAAAAAAACCCAAAUUGAAAAAAAAUUCUAAGUAAUAAAACAAACUAAAACAAAAUUCCAGAAGAAAAAAAAAGCUGGACUGAUAUUUCUCGAUGAACAAAGAGCAUUAUUAUGUUGUCACGCUGCUCCUCUAAAUUCAAAGAUUAUAAUUAGAUUUCUACUCUGUUCUAGCUGUGUUUGGAUAAUGUUGUGGGGCCAGAUAUGAAGCACAAUUCUUUGGCUCAGCCCCUGGACUCUGGCCCAUCGUGCGCUUGCCGCCAUUCAUCGACUCCUUAUCUGUGAGCCACAAUUUACACCGUUACUGAACCUGCUGUACUCCUGAUGAAAUUUGAACGCCGGACAUGCCUGUCAUUCUGCAGUUAGGUCCUUUGGAGGUUCAGCUGUGAGCUGCUGAGAGUUGACAGACAUGAGCUUGCCGUGCAUCCAUUACUGCCUGAGUAGCUGUACAGACAGGGGCUAAUGUUUCAGCAUUCUCCCAUGAGCUGGGUGAGGAGGUGUGUUAGAACUUGCUUUGAGAAUAAUAGUGUGUGGUCUGAUAUUCCUAUUUGCUCUGUAGAUAAGUUAAGGCAAAACCUCUUUCAAUAUUUACUAUGCUUUUGUACAGUUGUGCUAACUAUGUAGGUCACCAAGCUCUUGAAGCAUUAACGGGAUAGAGAACGAGUCAAAUUCUUGCGCCCAUGUAAGAUAAUCCUUUUCCUUUAAGCAGGGCCCCGGUUGACGUUGUCUUGCUACUAUUUCUAUACGUAAUCGUGCAGCUAUUUAUCUUUCACUUACUUAUUUUUUGAGAAAGGUGAGUGUUAUUUAUCUGAUAACUUAUCAAAAUGAAACCCCAUUUCUUUUCCGGUUUUUUCCAGUAACACCAUCCCAAGUAUAAAGUUGCCAUCAUGGUGCCCCAUCAGUUAGGUUUGGGACAGGGCUUCACCCAACUUGCCCCAAAUCAUUAACCAAACAGCCCACCAAUACCAAAAAAGUUUAGUUUCACCCGAUUGUAAAAGGGAUUUAAUCCUCUGCCUCAAAUUAGGCUCUAUUUGGCUUAAAACAUUUAUUACUGUUUCCAAGUACUAACAAGACUGUUUAACUUUCAAGAUCAUAUGCUUUCACAGCAGUGCAGCUGUGGCCACUUAGUUCUAGGAGGUGAUUAAUGCUUUCUAGCAGGUGUUUUGGAGAAGUGAAUCUUUAGUUUUAAGUUACUUUCACUUUAAGAUGGUGACAGCAUUUUGAAUGUCAGUUAUUGGAUGGAAACCCAGGUGUGUGUAAACAGUCCUUACCAGUGCAGUAACAGGUGUAGGAAAUGAAGACUACAUGCUGAGUUUGUGACUGCUUAUUGCAGUUAAGUUUUAAGUAGUGUUUAAACCACUGAGGAAAGUUGGCUGGAAGCAUGUAUAUUGGUUGCUUUGUUAGAAGCAUAACUCUCUCAAGGCUCUUGGCUACUUUGGGGAAAGUCAAUGAAUUACUUUCUAUAAAGAGAGGUAAGUAGGCAAUGUAAACUUUGAGCAGCAGCUGUGAAGUGAUAGAAUGCAUAAAUGUAGAGUUUAUGCAAGCAUGUAAUAAAAGCAGAGUGGUUUUAAUAGGGGAUUUUAACUUUAAUAUAUGUGGGAUAAGCACAAGUGCUCAUGUUAAAAAUGCAGAGACUUUCUGGCACAUACUUAGGACGGUUUCAGCAUUCUGUCCAAGAACCAGUGAGGAAGAGGAAGUGUUAGAUUGAAUAAUAAACCAGCCUAAUUGUACAUGAGCAUUUAUUUUACCACGAUCAUAAUUUGCCAUGCAAUAUAGUAUUUGAAAGGAAGAAAACCAAGGUGUCUAUAAGUUUUUGGAUUUAUGUCAGACUAACAUACAAUGAGGAUAGAGGCUAUUCCCAAGACAAGUCUACCAAUGAACAGAAAGAAAGUUCUGUGGGUGGUUCUUCUGGGGGGAAACUGAAAGGCUACACAGUAAUCUUCUCCCCAAAAGACCAGAGCUUUACAGCCCUCCCCCAUCCCCACCUACCCUCUCCUUUCCCCUCACUCUCCUCUCAUCACCCUCUUCCCCCUCUCCCUUGUUCACCCUCACCCUCUUUCCCACACUGAAUCCACCUCGCCCUGCCAUCAUGCUCACAGUGGACCUCCCUUCCCUCCAUGUCCACGAGUCCCAGACUUCCUCCCAGCUUCUUUGUCCAUUCUAACCCCAUCAAACCCCCUGCCCACAUUAACCCCACCAAUUUCCCCCCACCCUAGGCUUACACUAACCCUCUGCUGUGCCCCCUGCUCACUCUGACUCUCCUCCUACUACCCAAUUUGGACUGCCCAGCAGUCAUCAAGCAAGCUCUUAUUUCUCUCCCCAUCCCCUGGGAAAUGAGGGAAUAUUACAGAGGGAGGUUGAGUGUUACUGGAGCUGCAUCUAUCCAGGCAGAGAGUAUCCCAUCACAGUGCCUGGUGCUGGUGGAAAGUCUUUGGAAUAACAGGAAGUGAAUCACUUGCUGCAGGAUACCCAGCCUCUGACUGCUUAUGACUCACCACCUGACACUUCCAACUAGAAGCUCAGGACAAAGCAGCCUGCCUGAUCAGCCUUCCAUCCACCACCCUCAGCUGGCAUUCUCUCCACCACUGGUGAUGUGUGGCUCCAUCGGGUGCCAUCCAUGAGAUGCAUUACUUGCCUGUGCCACUGAAGGUCUGGGGCACAGACUUCUGGUCUGAGAUCGAUGGGUAUUUGUUGGGUAUCAAAGGAUGUGGAGCCAAGGUGGGGAGAUUUGAUUAACAAACUGAGCAGUGAGAUGACGUUCCAGGAUAUGAAAUACCUUGAGGGAGCAUUCUUGCUUAAACUCAAAAUGCUACUCCCUAUGAAAAACCCUGAAAGAUCCUGUUCUUUGUGAUCUUGUUUACUCUAUGCUAAUUUAAAAACUUCACAAGUGCUGCCUGACCUGCCGAGUAUUUCCAGUAUUUUCUCCUUUUUACCUGUACGAUUGGUUACCUGUA
This is a messenger RNA of Pristis pectinata (smalltooth sawfish), 8598 nucleotides long. RefSeq names its product pseudouridine synthase 7 like (gene pus7l). Gene Ontology annotation, biological process: pseudouridine synthesis. Gene Ontology annotation, cellular component: nucleus. The transcript is spliced from 9 exons. Gene Ontology annotation, molecular function: RNA binding; pseudouridine synthase activity. The record is from RefSeq and is a predicted model, not a curated record. Bases 143 to 2242 code for a protein of 699 amino acids. Lineage: Eukaryota; Metazoa; Chordata; Chondrichthyes; Rhinopristiformes; Pristidae.